UCUAACUGCUUUUCUUUUCUUUUCCUCCUCUUCUCUCCCUCCACACCAUCGCCCCCUUUUUUUGGGGGGGCGUGAAGACUCUCCUCUCAACCAAGAUUUGGGCUGGGCACCAAUCGUGGCCUCCUUGCAGGUUCCAGAACUCGCAGCCGAAGACUUCCUUCAAGAGUCCCUUGCGUUGGGAGGCUACCUCACCCUUUAUAUUUACACCCUGCAGCAGCUGAAUGCUGAGCGGACACUCACCAACGAAAUGAGAGUGCUCUUUACGCUAAGCAAGUGGUUGGAACAGGUGUAUCCCAGCUCUGCCAAGGAUGAAGCCAAGUUGUUUCUUUGGUGGCACAAAGUUCUGCAGCUCUGCCUCCUCCAAACCGAACAGGAAGACCCCAUCUUGUUGGAGUCGGUCAUCCGGGUCUUGACAUCUCUGCAAGGCCGGCAGAGUCUGCUGGCCGAAGAGAGGCUCAGCUCGGGACUCCUCGGCGCUAUUGGGCUGGGCAAGAGGUCUCCGUUAUCCAACAG
Notechis scutatus (mainland tiger snake) is the source of this 513-nucleotide messenger RNA. Lineage: Eukaryota; Metazoa; Chordata; Lepidosauria; Squamata; Elapidae. The record is from RefSeq and is a predicted model, not a curated record.